Messenger RNA from Cadophora gregata, 1941 nucleotides. RefSeq lists its product as uncharacterized. Bases 387 to 1316 code for a protein of 309 amino acids. The transcript has a single exon. NCBI's taxonomy places the organism in Eukaryota, Fungi, Ascomycota, Leotiomycetes, Helotiales, Ploettnerulaceae. Gene Ontology annotation, cellular component: Golgi membrane; inositol phosphoceramide synthase complex. The record is from RefSeq and is a predicted model, not a curated record. Gene Ontology annotation, molecular function: inositol phosphoceramide synthase regulator activity. Gene Ontology annotation, biological process: inositol phosphoceramide metabolic process.
CGUCCAUGUUCCCCGUGAUUCCUUGUCCUAGUCCCUCAGCCUUCCGUUAGGAGAUUCAAGCUUACAUUGCCAUUGCCAGGGGUGCCAAGAGUCGCAUGGAUGACGAAGAUCAGCUCUUGACCGAACAUGCCGGUCGCGCCAUGUUCGGUCGCGCUUCCUCCUUUUCUUCCUCCACCAGCCCUCGCAAAAUCGUUGCAAACCCCUUGUAGAGCAUUCGUUGCGAAACAGAAAAUUCAAGAUGGGUAUCCUUUCGCGAUAUUUACGGGUUCCUCGCCCAAGAGUAUGUUGCAACUUUCUCCAUUGAUACUGCCCAGGCAGUGCCUUCUGAAUCUGCAUUCCAAUAUGGCGCAGGAUGCUGAUCAUGCCAACAGACUUUUUUGUACCUCAUGAGCCUGCGGACUGGUGUUGAGAUGGUCUCGCUUUCAGUAAUCUUCAACAAACUCACCGGCUUCUUCGGCCUGCUCGCAAUCCUCACAGGAGUCUCGCUCUCCCCUCUUCAACUCUCGAUGUACAUCUACUCCGUUGGCGCCCUUGGCCUCAUCUCCUUCCUGAUGCCUCAUAUCCGAAAACAGAGCCCGUUCGAAUGCCUGGCACUCGCAUGGUUCUAUCUCCUUGAUACUGUAAUCAAUACGGCCUUUACAUCUGCCUUCGCCAUCACCUGGUUCCUCGCCGUAAGUGCCGAUAACGCGAAUAUGAGCCUCCCAAGCAACGCACCCGGAGGUACCACAGUGGACGAAACAGCCGGGUUCACCAGCCCCAAAUACAACGUUAGCAAGGUCGGUGUAUCGACGACCCCCGGCGAAGGAAUUACGGGGGGCCAGGACGCUGUGGCGUAUGGACUGGCUGGCGCAGCAGCUACGACACGGGCAAAUCCAAGUCUGGCACAUGGAGUUGGAAUAGAAGAGAGUAUACCGAGCAUCAUGGUCGUCGUCAUGUUAACGAUGGUCCGCGCGUACUUCAUUCUGGUUGUCAUGGCAUACGCAAGACAAGUUCUAAGACAGCACAUGUACACAACUUCGUCAGUAAAAUUGCAUCUCCAUACGGAAGGGGUAUCUGAGGGGAGAUCGGACAAUCCGUUUGCAGCCGGAUCGCCUGCAGGUGCUGGAUGGAGAGGCAAGUUGGGAAGAAUCAUGAUUAUGAUUUGCGAGAGCUACUGGCUUGGUGGACAGGCCGACGAUGACUGGGUUAAAGGCCUCGAUGGAAGGUUCAAAACAAGCAAGCUGUCUGGAGGUCCACCGGGCACUUUGGAGAGGGAAAGACGGGCAAGAAGUGGCACUGGACCGCCCAUUCCAAGACUCAACAUGGGGAAGCUAUAGGAGACGGAGGAACAUGACUCCGGCCUCAUAGGAGGAGACAGAAAGGAAACAUGAGCAUUCGAGACAUCUGUACAGCAGAAAUGCAUUUUAGGUCCCACAGAUAUGUUUGGAUAGCGAGAGCGAACGUAUGGCUCAGUGAGAGGCGUUACAAGGGGCUUGGGCUUCGAUUGGAUCGAACAUUUCCAAGUGUGUACUGGCGUGACCAUUCUGAAAGGGGAGAAAUUGCCGGUUGGGUAGACAUAUAAUGGAUUGGACAGUAAUGGAAUGUAUAUGAAUGGAAGUUUGCUACCACAGGGAGUUUAGCAUCGUGGACGCCAAGUGAUAGAACCAACCCAGCUUGGAUUAUCAAAAUCGUUGCAUUUACUGUGCAAGGCUCUACGAUCAUACACCGCAAGGGACUAUGCUGGUGACGUGCUACUAAUUGUCCUUGAGUUGUAUGUCUAGAGCUUCGAGCACCAAGCCGCCCAUUAUCACGUUGUUAUGGCUGGUUCUGGGCCAUACAACGAGCGGAUGACUUUGAGAACAAUCAAAUCCCGAAGGCUAAUACCGGUCUUCUUAUGUAUUCAUGAGUACAACAAGACCUACAAACCAAUCAUUACUGUCCUGGUAUCAAUGCACCAUGCUA